This is a messenger RNA of Taeniopygia guttata (zebra finch), 950 nucleotides long. The record is from RefSeq and is a predicted model, not a curated record. Lineage: Eukaryota; Metazoa; Chordata; Aves; Passeriformes; Estrildidae.
AAGGCCAGGUUGGAGGGGGCUUGGAGCAGCCAGGGACAGGGGAAGGUUUCCCUGCCAUGGCAGUGGUGGCAGUGGAUGGAGCUCAAGGCUCCUUCCAAGCCAAUCCAUUCCAUGAUUCCAAAGAUUGACGGCUCUGAGACAGAGUCAUUUGGUGACAUCAUGGCCUGAACUGCUGUUUGCUGCGAGUUCUAAAGCACCACCACGGUGACACAAGCAAUGCUACAGUGACAUGAGAAGGACCACUGUGACAUCGGCAGCACCACUGUGACACAGGAACUGCCACAGCUCCAGCUCAGGUCUGCAUCCCAGGUGACUGCAGCCAGUCCUGCCUCGCCAUGGACCUGGUGAUGCGUCUCGUGCGCGCUCUGCUCCUGCUGGCCCUGCUGCUGGCAGUAGCCCCCUCCCCGAGAGUGGCCAAGGAGCUCUGCCCAGAGCCCUGCCGCUGCCCAGGCCGUCGGCAGCUGAACUGCGGCCACGCCGGCCUGGCCACCGUGCCCCCGGCCAGCCGCCGCCGAGCCCUGACCGUGCUAGAUUUCACUGGCAACUCCAUUGCUACUGUUGGAAAACAAGCCUGGAAGGACUACCCAUGGACUGAGACCUUAGUGCUCAGAGACAAUGAGCUGCGGGCUGUGAAGAGCCAUUCCCUGGAGGGGCUGUUCCUGCUGAAGCACCUGGAUUUGUCCUGCAACGAGAUCCUGUCCAUUGAGGAACGGGCUUUUGAGCCACUGCCUUUCCUGAAGUUUCUAAAUCUCUCCGGGAAUGGCCUCACACAGAUCCGCAGCGGCACUUUCCAGGCCUGGCAUGGGAUGCAGUUCCUCCAGGAGCUGAUCCUCAGCCACAACCCACUGGCUGUCAUUGCUGACGCUGCCUUCUUCAAGCUGCCCUCCGUGAGCUCUCUGUAAGUAUUGGCUCAUCUGGAGCAGAUCCACAGAGACCUGUGUCUCUCUCGA